Molecule: messenger RNA, 1014 nt
Organism: Carcharodon carcharias (great white shark)
Lineage: Eukaryota; Metazoa; Chordata; Chondrichthyes; Lamniformes; Lamnidae
Product: ferritin heavy chain B-like
Exons: 5
Coding region: 1-711 (236 amino acids)
Biological process (GO): intracellular iron ion homeostasis; iron ion transport
Cellular component (GO): cytoplasm
Molecular function (GO): ferrous iron binding; ferric iron binding
Source: RefSeq, a predicted model, not a curated record
AUGGCGAUGCAGAGGCUGUGGGGCCUCUUACCCGGCUUGUUGUUGGGCCUACAGCCUGGCCGCCGCCUCCUCAACCCCCUCCAGUGCCCGCCCUGCUGCUCUCCCGCCGCCGGGCGGCAGUGGAGGGGGUCGCAGGUCCACGGAGGCGGCCAAGCGGGCCAGAGCCAGGGCCAGAGCCAGGGCCAGAGCCAGGGCCGCCAGAACUGCCCGAGUAAAUGUGAGGAUGGCAUCAACAGCCAGAUCAACCUGGAGCUCACCGCCUCCUACGUCUACCUGUCCAUGUCGUACUACUUUGACCGGGAUGAUGUUGCUUUGAAAAACUUCGCUAAGUUUUACUUGGAGCAGUCGCUUGAGGAACAGGAACAUGCUGCAAAGCUGAUGAAGUUUCAGAAUCAGCGUGGAGGCCGCAUCAUCCUGAAGGACAUCAAGAAACCCCACCGGGAUGAAUGGGGCAACGGCUUGGAGGCUAUGGAGCAUGCCCUGCAGCUGGAGAAAGCUGUGAACCAAUGUCUCCUGGACCUGCACAAACUGGCAUCUGAACAGAACGAUCCUAUUCUGUGCGAAUUCCUGGAGUCAAACUACUUGAAUGAACAAAUUGAGGCCAUUAAGAAGCUUGGAGAUCAUAUUACCAACUUGAAGCGAUUGGGUGCUCCUGAGAAUGGCAUGGGAGAGUACCUGUUCGACAAGCACACCCUGGGGGAGAGCAGUUAGUGAUGGGUUACAUUUAGCCACCUUGGCUCAUUAGGGUACGGCUUGCAUCUGUUAAGUCUGCCUUUCCUCGUUUUCCGCAAGCUCAUCAUCCUGACUGGCCAGAAAGGGUUCCAUUGUUCAAUGGGGCUGUAAACCUUGCUGUCCCAUGUGUUAAGUUAUAGCACCGUUAUUACCAGAAUGGUUGUGGUAAAUGCAGUGUGGCAUUAAAGUGAAUCCCUUGCGGUGACAAUAACCCAUUGGACAAGCUCUCUGGAAAGAACACACUUUGCAAUCUGUUCCCAAAUAAAAGCUGUUAAACCUUUA